This is a messenger RNA of Salarias fasciatus (jewelled blenny), 1493 nucleotides long. It is a transcript of the gene gabrr2a, whose product is annotated as gamma-aminobutyric acid type A receptor subunit rho2a. Lineage: Eukaryota; Metazoa; Chordata; Actinopteri; Blenniiformes; Blenniidae. The transcript is spliced from 9 exons. Gene Ontology annotation, cellular component: membrane. Bases 50 to 1492 code for a protein of 480 amino acids. The record is from RefSeq and is a predicted model, not a curated record. Gene Ontology annotation, biological process: monoatomic ion transmembrane transport. Gene Ontology annotation, molecular function: extracellular ligand-gated monoatomic ion channel activity; GABA-A receptor activity.
CGCGCGGGCUGCUUUUCCAGGGACUCACCUGUAGAUCUGCGCCGUCAGGAUGCCGCAUCUGACCACAGCUCUGCUCUUCCUCCUGUGCCUGGCCGUUACCGGGGAGUGCCGGAGACACGGCCACCGGGUGCGGAGAUGGACCGGCACGGCGGAGACGCCGAAGCAUGGCACCUCCUUGGCAAAGAAGCCUCCAGAUGUGACCAAGUCUCGCAAAUUGAAGACCGAGCACCUUCUGAAAGUAGAUGAUCAUGACUUCACCAUGAGGCCGGCGUUUGGAGGUCCUGCAAUCCCUGUUGGAGUGGAUGUUCAGGUGGAGAGUCUGGACAGCAUCUCUGAAGUUGAUAUGGACUUCACCAUGACCUUGUAUCUGCGGCACUACUGGAAGGACGAGCGUCUGUCGUUCAGCAGCAGCACCAACAAGAGCAUGACGUUCGACGGCCGUCUGGUGAAGAAGAUCUGGGUUCCGGACGUCUUUUUCGUCCACUCCAAGCGGUCGUUCAUCCACGACACCACGACUGACAACAUCAUGCUGCGAGUCUUUCCCGACGGACACGUACUCUACAGCCUGAGGGUGACCGUGACUGCAGCCUGCAACAUGGACUUCAGCCGCUUCCCUCUGGACUCUCAGACCUGCUCGCUGGAGCUGGAGAGCUAUGCCUACACAGACGAAGACCUGAUGCUGUACUGGAAGAGCGGUGAUGAGUCUCUCAGCACUGACGAUCGUAUCUCCUUAUCACAGUUCCUCAUUCAGAAGUUUCACACAACGUCCCGCUUGGCCUUUUACAGCAGCACAGGCUGGUACAAUCGCCUCUACAUCAACUUCACGCUGCGGCGCCACAUCUUCUUCUUCCUGCUUCAGACGUACUUUCCCGCCACGCUCAUGGUGAUGCUUUCAUGGGUGUCGUUCUGGAUUGACCGCCGGGCUGUACCUGCCAGAGUUUCCUUGGGCAUCACCACAGUGCUGACCAUGUCCACCAUCAUCACCGGAGUGAACGCGUCCAUGCCGCGGGUGUCCUACAUCAAGGCCGUGGACAUUUACCUGUGGGUCAGCUUCGUCUUCGUGUUCCUGUCCGUGCUGGAGUACGCCGCCGUCAACUACCUGUCCACCGUCCAGGACCGGCGGGAGCGCAAAAUGAGGGAGCGGGCGCGGUCGCAGUCGCUGCCGUGCACCUGCGGCAUCUCCCAGACGCGGACCAUGACCAUGCUGGACGGCACGUACAGCGAGGCCGACACCAACAGCCUGGCGGGCUACACCGAGGAGCCCAUGGUGCCCGAGGAGGAGCAGGAGGAGAUGCACGAGGUCCCCGAGAAGCCCGAGCACAUGGUGGUGCACCUGUCGGUGAGCAGCGAGUCCACCACCACCAAGAAGAAGAAGAGCCUGCGGGCGCUGAACAUCAUCCAGAACACGCACGCCAUUGACAAAUACUCCCGGAUGAUUUUCCCCGGCUCGUACAUCUUUUUCAACCUGAUCUACUGGUCGGUUUACUGCUGAA